Molecule: messenger RNA, 3512 nt
Organism: Pristis pectinata (smalltooth sawfish)
Lineage: Eukaryota; Metazoa; Chordata; Chondrichthyes; Rhinopristiformes; Pristidae
Gene: xpc
Product: xeroderma pigmentosum, complementation group C
Exons: 16
Coding region: 170-3037 (955 amino acids)
Biological process (GO): mismatch repair; nucleotide-excision repair
Cellular component (GO): nucleus; XPC complex; cytoplasm
Molecular function (GO): single-stranded DNA binding; damaged DNA binding
Source: RefSeq, a predicted model, not a curated record
UGCAUGGAAGGGCUGCAGCACGUCUGUGGGAGCUGCAGCUUCCUGGGGCAUUGCAGUUGUGUAACACGGGAGCUUAUAUAACUCAGCGCGAAUAACUCCUUGCAUAACGGGUCGGAAGAGUCUGCCAUCCGUGCACUGCAUCGCAUCCAAAGUUGCAUCAAGCCUAAAGAUGGUCAAGAGGAAGACCGAGUCUGCAGCCCAAACUGACAGCAAAAGGGUGGGAGAGGAGAGCAGGACCAAACGGACCAAACAAGAGGGCAACAGGGCAAAACCUGCACAGCAACUGCACCCUGGUGACGAUAUCCAGGACUUCGAACCAGAAAAGCCUCAGUUGAAGCCCAAAGUGUGUGGAAAGAGAGCAGGGAGUCAGCGAGUCUGCCCGGUCCCUGCGCGUGGGAACGGGGCAAAGAGCAAACCUUCAAAGGGCGGAGGGAAAAGAGGAACCUGUCCAGUGAAGGGAGAAGCAGGUGAAGGAACAAAGGGCAGAGCUCCUGCUGUUGUGAGUUUCACAGGUGGAGAGGAGGAGGAGGAGGAAGGUUGUUCACCGGAGGACAGUGAAGAUGAGUGGGAAGAAGUUGAAGAGCUGCUCCACGAUGCAGCAGAAGAACCUUCGCCCUUUUCCCUUCCUGAACCCUCCCUUCCUGAGAAGCCACUGGAGAUUGAGAUUGAGACACCGUUUCAUGCCAAGGAGAGAGAGAGCAGGGAGAAGAGGGAAGCUGAAUUUGAAUCCUAUCUCCGUCGAGCGAUAAACCGUUUCACCCGGCAGCUUCGCGAGGACAUCCACAAGACUCACCUCCUCUGCUUGUUGGCCAAUGGGAUGUUCCGGAGUAGGACGUGCAAUGAGCCUGAGCUUCGGGCUGUGGCGUUAUCCUUGCUGCCCGCCAAGCUGGCCAGGGUGUCAGCUGGACGUGUGGACAUCCCAUACAUCUCCAAGCUGCUGAAGUGGUUUGUGUCGGCCUUUGAGGUGGAGCUGUCCCUCGCUCGGAGUGAAUCGGGGAAGCUGUUCCGGGAGCUGCAGCAGGGACUCACCAGCCGUUCCGCGGGGAGUGAAGAGGAGUUGGUUCACCUGUUCCUGAUCGUACUCCGAGCACUGCCUCUGUCGUCUCGUCUCGUGGUGUCUCUUCAACCCCUUCCCUUCAAAGAAAGUUCAAAAGCGAAGAAUCCGAGAGGGGGAAAAUCCAAAGUCGAUUCCCAGGAAGCUGACAACCCUGCGCCCCGCAUUAAACCCAAGACAACAGCCGGAAAAGCAGGGAAGAGAAGAGCAGACAUCAAACAGGAGGACGAGGGGAAAAUUCAGGUGAAGACAGAAGGUGCCGACGGGACACAGGAGGGGAUCAGACGGAGCAAAGCCUCGGGUCCGGUCAGUCGAGGGAGGAGCAAGAAAAUCAAAUGUCCCGAAGCUUCUGCUGAAUCGGGAUUUGAGGAUGAUGAACAUCCAGGCCCCAAAAACCCAGGGCACCUGAGGCCGAAGAAUGAGCGACGGAGACGCGUUGCCUCGAAGGUGUCGUACAGAGAGGCGGACACCGACCAGGAUGACGACAGCGACUCGGAUUUUGAACUUGCCGACGGUUCUGCCGAUUCCAGCAGUUCCUCGGGUGGAGGUGAGGCGGGUGCACCUGGGGACGAGAGGCGCCGCUCACGGGGGAAGGGUCUGCGAGGCCAGGGAAAGGGCGGAACCUUGGGGAGGAGUUCGGAGGUCCGUGAAGAGGAGGACUCUGAGAGCGGCCCAGGGAAAGCCAAGUCCAAGAGGAGAUCCUCGGCUUGCAAGAGGAGUGAUGGAGAUGGGAGGUUGGUGGGUGAGGGGCCAGCGCGGGCGAGAGCUUCGGAUCAGUGGAUCGAGGUUUACGCUGACGCAGAGAAGAAGUGGGUUGCGGUGGACUGUGUAUACAACUCUGUGAACCAUCCGGAACUCUGCGCAAGGCACGCCACCAAACCACUUUGCUACAUCAUCGGCUUCGACAACGAGAACAGCGUGAGAGACGUUACCCAGAGGUACGACGCAGCCUGGAUGACUGCCACCAGGAAGCGGCGGGUUGACCCCGCGUGGUGGGAGGAGACUUUGUCACUGUACAGGAGUCACUACGCUGAGCGGGAGGCGGAGGAAGAUCGGGAGCUGCGUGCGAGGCUGCUGGAUCAGCCCCUGCCCACCUCCAUUGCCGAGUACAAGAACCACCCCCUGUACGUGCUGCAGCGGCACCUGUUGAAGUACGAGAUCCUGUACCCGCCCACCGCCUCCAUCCUGGGCUACUGCAGGACGGAGCCCGUCUACUCCCGGGACUGCGUACACGUGCUCCAUUCCAAGGAUACGUGGCUGAAGGAAGCCCGCGUGGUGAGAGAUGGAGAGGUGCCAUGUAAGAUGGUGAAGAGCCAGUCCAACCGAGCACGCCGAGCGCGACUGGCCAACUGGGAGAAUCGAGACAAGGACGACCUUGGACUGUUCGGACGUUGGCAGACAGAGAUGUACCACCCACCCAGGGCCACCAACGGGAAGGUCCCACGGAAUGAGUUUGGGAACGUCUAUCUCUUCAAACCUUCUAUGCUUCCUCUCGGCUGCAGACACCUGAGGAUCCCCAACCUCAACCGCGUGGCCCGUAAGCUGGACAUCGACUGUGCCGCCGCAGUGACUGGGUUUGAUUUCCAUUCCGGGCAUUCGCACCCAAUAACGGACGGCUACGUUGUGUGUGAGGAAUAUGUGGAGAUCCUACUGACAGCCUGUAAGCAGGAGGCAGCUGAGCAGGUGAAGAGGGAGCAAAUGAAGCGGGAGAAACGAGUGCUGGGGAACUGGAAGCUGCUGGUGAAGGGACUGCUGAUCAGGGACCGACUGAGGGCUCGUUACAGCUCCCAGGAGACAGACGCUGUAAACUCUGGGCAGGGGCCAGCAGGCUGCUGUGAAGAGGAGGGUCCCAGCAAAUCGACCCCAGCCACUGAUGCCGCCUCUUCAUGGCCCUUGAACCGACAGGAGGGCGAGCAGAGCAGGAAGGGCCGCAAACCAAAGAGAGGCGAGGAGAAGCACCUGUUCCCCUUUGAGAGGCUGUGACCCCCAGGGUGGCCUGGGUCCUUUCACACACAGCGGCAGUGAGAUACCAGUCCGUGUCAGGGGAAAGGCUGCCUGGGGACAUCCCAUAACUUGCUGUCUGACUGCCUGCUGCCACAAAAAGGUCCAGCCAAGAUCUGUGGUCACUGUUUCAGCUGUGGUUGGCACCGAGUCCCCUUUGUGUGUGAACCACUGGGGUGAGGGUUUGAACUGUUGCUCAGACCACCACCAUCGUGAUGGGUAGCAGUAGGUCACUGACCACAGAGUUCUCACCUUGAUGGGGGGGGGAGGAGGUAUUCUGUUCUUGCAAGACCAUGUUUGUCAAAUGUUCUCCCCCAUCCCUCCUUCCCCCCCCCCCAGCUUCCUCUCACUGACAGAGGCAUUACAGGCGGCUCAGGUUAUCACUUCACUUGGGAAUUGUUUGUACGGUUAACUUUUUUUUCUACAUUGCAAAAAAGAAUAAAGUGUGUUGAUUUGU